Struthio camelus australis is the source of this 2283-nucleotide messenger RNA. The record is from RefSeq and is a predicted model, not a curated record. NCBI's taxonomy places the organism in Eukaryota, Metazoa, Chordata, Aves, Struthioniformes, Struthionidae.
UAUCUGUGCAAUGCUAGGAGCGUGCAGAGUUCGUAAACAGGGAAAAAGUGAAGGGAACGUGAGUGGAGUUUGUACGGCUGCAUGUCUCUGCAGUUCAUUUUCAGGGGGCAUCCAGGAAGGAGUGAAAACAGAGAAUGAUCACAUCAAUUUAAAAGUUGCUGGCCAGGAUGGUUCUGUGGUCCAGUUCAAAAUAAAAAGGCACACACCUUUAAGCAAGCUGAUGAAGGCUUAUUGCGAGAGGCAGGGCUUGUCAAUGAGGCAGAUUAGAUUCAGAUUUGAUGGACAACCAAUUAAUGAAGCUGACACACCUGCACAGCUGGAGAUGGAAGAUGAAGACACUAUUGAUGUGUUUCAACAGCAGACGGGUGGAGUGUGUUAAGAAAUGCCGUCCUUUUGAGAAGAGGAAUUUAAGGAUCCUUAUCAGACCUCACUCCCUCAUCUGUCCUUGGAUUUGCUAUUAAAUAGUAAACAAAUGAACAUGCCAAUCACACAGGAUUCUUCUCAAACUUAAGAGGACAUUUACCAGAAUUGCUUUCUUGUCUUUGACGUACUGCGUGUGCAAGUCAAAACGUUAUCUGCAGGGAUAUCUUAAAUUGGGCCAAUUUGAUUUAAGUUCAGAUGAAGUAAUAUGCGUUGUCUACCUGCUGUUAUCUUUUUUCUUUACACCUGUGGCCUAAAUAUUCAUCCAUGUUUUAGGACGUGGAGUGUUCGUUCCUGGCUCUUGUUGUUCUUGCCCCACAAAUCAUGUAAAUAAUUCAACAUAUUUUCAUGCCAAUCAUGAGCUUAAAAGUUUCCUCUUAAAAUAGGGCUAAGAGGAAGAAAAGAGAGGCUGACUUAAAAUUUUUAGUAUGUAUUGCCAACACAGUUAGUUCAGAACUCUUUAGCCUAUGACACAAGGCCUGUACAUGCAGAUACAAUGCUUAGUAUAGAGUCAGAGUUAGAAAUAUUGCAAAUUUACACGUGCUUUGUCAUAACAUGAUAAAGUUGACUGAAAUGUACUUUCUUCAUGCAGAAAUGAGGGUUGUCCUGAAUUAUUGUUGGAAAUGGAGUUAUCGGAGCAGCUGAUCCGAAUCUAAUGCUCGCGAUAGAGCAGCAGUAUUUUGUUCUGGAAGUCUAUUUCAAAAAAAAAAAAAAAAAAGCCCCUCACUGCAACUUUAUCCAUUUACUAAAUGAUGGGCAGAAUUUGUAACUUUCUUCUGCUCCCUUUAGUAUGACUCCAAAAACUGUAUCUUUGUUUCUCAGUUGGUACUAGAAAUAUGUGGCCUCAGGUUUCUUUUUAAUACUUGUCUUUGGUAGAUGAACUUGAUCUGUAAUUGAGGAAAAAAAAUACACUUUUAGGGUCACCAAGCUGUAUGUGCAGAAGAGCUGUCAAGAGCCUGGUAAGCAAGGAAAUGCAUAUAUAUGUGUGUGAGUGUGAGUGUGCGUGUGUGUGUGUGUGUAUAUAUAUAUAUAUAUAUUAAAAAAAAAAAUCUUGCAACAAAUUUCUGCUCUGCUCCUUCCCAAAAUGUAUGGAAUUUUAAAUGCAUUUGUGUGAUGAGUUUGAGCUCCUUUUGAAGUGUGAAAUCUAUUCCAAGUGAGUUUUUAAAAAGGCCAUCCUAUUAUCCUUCAAUAGGUUGUCCAUUGCUGCUUGGUGAGGUCGUUAUCUGCCUUUUAUAUUUACCUGACCAAUUUGACAAUGUUAGAUCAUCUCCUGCUUGCUUGAAAUCUUGCUGAAAAGGUCCUUAUUUCCUUUUUCAUUUUAUUGUAUAUGGGUUAGGGGUGGGAUAUCCUGUAGAUCUCAUUGUUUAUUCACCAAUUUGUACAUUAUUUGUUGUCCUUUACUAUUGUAUACAGUAAAUAUAGUUUGGUACUCUGUCUCUUGGCCUACACUUAAUACUGCUGUGUUCCAGUUGCCUCUACUUGGAAUUGGGCUGCUGAAGUGCUGUUGUUUUCUUUUCCUGUGUAUCUUAAAAGCCUUACACUUCUAAUACGAUUAUGCUGAGUGUGGUUGUGCAGUUAUAUUAUGCAUCUGUCCAGGACGGGUAGGAUUACUGUAAAGGAACGUCUCCUCCAGAUGGUUAUUCAAGGUGUAUUACUGUCUACUCGGGAGGAAUAUCAAUUGAAUACAGCUGUUCACACAGCAGUGGUAUAUUUGAGUUCUUCAGAGAUCAGCUUUGGAAACUUUAAGAUUAAGAACAACAUACACAGCUAGCUAUAAAUCACUUGUGUCUACUAAACAACUGUUAGCAACAAAAUUCCAGGCUUACUAAGGCAUUUUUCUGUGCAAUAAAACUGUUAAAACUU